This is a messenger RNA of Cooperia oncophora, 2040 nucleotides long. NCBI's taxonomy places the organism in Eukaryota, Metazoa, Nematoda, Chromadorea, Rhabditida, Trichostrongylidae. The record is from the annotation of a GenBank genome assembly.
AUGUCAAUCCGAAAGGAUAAAUCAACGAAUAGUCUGAAAGCUGUAGAGGAUUGCCUAGCUGAGUUGUCUACUGCAGAUGAAAGUAUUGUUCGAGAAGCACUGUCAGCUGGUCAUGAUCUUAGCAACUUUUCCGUUCAAGUGAAUGAGGAGCUUACUGAAGCUCAUCGAAUAGCUGUGAAAGAAUGUAUCCAAAAUGCCGACAAGUUGACGGAUCUUCACAAUCAAAUACUUGCUUGUGAUCAAGUCUUCGAGCGUUUAGAGAAAAUGCUGCUUGGAUUCCAAGGUGAUCUUGGAACGAUUAGUGAAGAUAUGAAAAGGUUGCAAGAGCAGUCUGUUUCAAUUAAUCAGGAACUUGAAAACAGACAAAAAGUUCGUGGCGAGUUGAGUCAGUUUGUUGAUGACAUAAUUGUACCACAGAAUAUGAUCAAAGUUAUAAUGGAAACUGAUGUGAAUGAUCGCGCUUUCCUCGAACAACUGCAUGAAUUGCAACAUAAGAUCAAUUUCAUCAAGGCUCAGGAGUCUAAGGACGCUCGUUCUGUGUAUGAUGUUCUGGGAGUGCUGGAAAGCCUGAAAUUCAAGGCGAUUGAGAAAAUAAGGGAAUGGAUUCUUUCGAAAAUAUACAUGUUCCGUAAACCAUUGUCAAAUUAUCAAGUUCCGCAGCAUCAACUUCUCAAGUCUCGUUUCUUUUACGAGUUUUUAGCGGCGAAUGAGAGCAACAUAGCUCAAGAGGUCCAGGAUGAGUACGUUGAUACCGUUAGCAAAAUGUUUUUCUCUUAUUUCAAGGCAUAUAUCACGCGUCUAUUCAAAUUAAUGAUGUUAGAUGCAGCUUCCAAAGAGGAUUUGUUAGGUGCAGAAGAUGUUGUCAAGUCUGGUGGUAUCUCUGGUCUAUUUGCAGGCAAGCCACAUCAUCGAAACAGGGCAACUGUGUUUUCAUUAGGCUCUCGGCAAGAGAUACUCACCCAUGACUUCCUCAACCCACUUAUUUUCCAAUUCGAAGCCUUGUUUCGCUCGAUUCAUCUCGCGUUCGUGGAUCACUGCAGUCAUGAGUUCUUGUUCUUAACUGACUUCUUCAUGGUAUCAGGCCAAACAGCCAUUGAUCUGCAUGCGAAGGUUAGCGCCAUGCGCCUCAUCUGCGUCGCGCCAUUCGAUGAAAGGAUUGCAGUGAAUUUUGACUGCAUUAGUCUUCAUCUGUGCAUUUGUCUGUGCGACAAGUUCCAUCGAUUAUUGACGGAGAGAGAAAUACCUUCAAUGAGCGGAUAUUGGGAAGCAAUAUCGAAUCAGCUGUGGACUAGACUAGCACAAGUAAUGCAGAUGCAUAACGAUAGUGUGAAAGCCCUUGAUGUUAAGCGUAUGCAAACGCCAAUCGACACGAGACCACAUUAUAUUGUGAGACGAUACGCUGAAUUGACGUGCGCAUUUCUCGUUGUUACGGAAUCGAGCGGACGAGAGUUGGGAAAGAAAAUGGAAGCAAUUCUUGAGUCGUGCGAGGAUGCUGUCGAACAACUGCUUCUCCGGAUGUCGACUUGCUUACCGAACGCGAGAGAUCGUCUGGUCUUCCUCAUUAAUAACUAUGACCUGACACUCGGAAUUAUUGAUGAGCGAGUAGUUCAAGACAGUCGAAUCCAUUCGAUUAUUCAUGAGUUGGAGCAGAAGGCUAUAGGAGAAUUCGUGGAGGCAACAUUGCAACCCCAUUUUUCAUCGUUGUUAUCAUUUGUCAGUGAAUGUGAACCUUUAGUUCAGCAAGGACAUACACAUCUACUUGUUCGAUAUAAUGAUAAGCUCACAGCAGUAGUACAGACGUUUUCUGCAAAUUGGAGGCGUUCCAUAGAUGCUAUAAAUGGUGAAGUAGUGAAAUCCUUCACUAACUUCAAAAACGGCACCAAUAUCCUUCAGGCCGUUUUCACGCAACUGGUGCAGUAUGUGCAACGAUUCUCCAAAUUAGUAUCGCACGAGAUCUUCCGCGAUAAUCCAGCACGUAACGACAUGGUCAAUAUUCACCAUAUCUUGGUGGAAUUGAAAAAGUAUAAACCCGUCUAUUGA